This is a messenger RNA of Peromyscus eremicus (cactus mouse), 501 nucleotides long. Its product is annotated as alpha-S2-casein-like A. Gene Ontology annotation, cellular component: extracellular region. The record is from RefSeq and is a predicted model, not a curated record. The coding region runs from base 1 to 501 and encodes 166 amino acids. NCBI's taxonomy places the organism in Eukaryota, Metazoa, Chordata, Mammalia, Rodentia, Cricetidae. The transcript has 8 exons. Gene Ontology annotation, molecular function: zymogen binding; protein homodimerization activity.
AUGAAGUACUUCAUCUUUACCUGCCUGGUGGCUGUUGCUCUGGCAAAACAUAACUAUAAGCAGGACAAUGAUGUGUUCCAAACAACUCAGGACUCUGCUAGCAGUUCAUCCAGUGAGGAAUCUGAGGAGAAAAUCAAUGAUAAAAUUGUACAGACUGAAGAAGAAAAGGUCAACCUAAAUGAGCAGAAAAAAAUCAAGCAGUUUUCCCAGGACUUUUUCUGCCCCCAGUUUUGCCUGCCUGUUGCCCAACAGCAGACUGAUAUGAACCAGUGGGCCCAGGGUCAGACCAUCCGUAAUAUUCCCGACCAGGUUAAGAGCAACCAAAUUCAGCAGUUCAACAUCCCCCAGUUUCCCCAGGCUGUUCAUCAACAGCAGGUGCCUGUAACCUACUGGAACACCAAUAAGUAUUACACCAACCCAUAUGCUCCGUAUGUGGCUACACCAAAGCUAGUCCUCUUAACAGGAAAGAUGAUGGUAAAUGGAAUAGAGUAUGAUCCCUAA